GCUUCACAACAGCAACAAAAUUUACCGAGUUCUUGUAUUUAAAAAUUAAAGAAAAAUAAGAUAUGAUUGCAGUAAAUGUAAUGCACAAAACUAAAUAUUUGUGGUUAAAUUUAUGGAGUACAAGAAAGACAAUAAACAAUAUAAACUAUGGAAUAUUUACUCGAUGGUAUUCGAAAAAGUCUGAUAAGGAUGAGUGUAGAAGAGCUAUAGUAGAUAUUCCAACGGAUGCUUUUCCUGACUGUCCCCAACCUUAUUUAAGAAGGAAGAAAAAAAAGGAGGGAAUACUCCACAAAAUCAAAUUGAAAAUCAUCGAGGGUGGCACAAAUUUUGGAACGCCAUUUCGCCGGGUGCAAUGUCCCCCGAAGCCGUGCAAAGAAGAAGUGGUACCAGAAGAGCCGAAAGCAUUACCGCCGCCUAAAAAGAAGGUGUUUCCGAUGCCUGAACCUCGGCCUGGUGUCCAAGUAUCGAUCCUUGGGGCGGAUACGGCGAUAGGGCAGUACGUAGCGUUGCUACUAAAGCAAUGCCCUUGUAUUAAAAAACUACGUUUGUACGAAGCGAAGGAUACACAGUGUACGGACUGUAGCAGAGAUCUAUGCAACGUAGUCCAGGAUCUUCAGCACAUUAACACCAAUUGUAGGGUGCAGGCGUUCAGCUGUGCUUGCUAUGAAUUGGAAAGGUGUUUACAGAAUACCGACAUAGUGCUGAUACUUGAAAGCGGAUAUUUGAACGUGGACAUACCAUUCGAGGAAAGGUUUUACUAUCAAGCUCCCAUAGUGAAGCAUUAUGCGGACGUAAUAGCCAAUGAGUGUCCAAAAGCAUUCAUUAUAGUGUGUGCUACACCUAUAGACUGCAUGGUGCCUUUGAUCGCUGAGACACUAAAAGAAACGAGCUGGUAUGAUCCUCGUAAGCUGCUAGGAUCACUGGCUGUACCAGAAAUGCGGGCCAGUACUCUCGCCGCGCGGGCUCUAUGUCUCGAACCACGCUACACAAGGGUGCCAUGCGUCGGCGGUACUGAAGGCUUUUCUUUAGUGCCUUUGUUUUCUAAAGCCAUCGAAUACUUUGACUUUGCUCAGCACAAUGCCCAGAUGAUGACGAACGCAGUCCGCGCAGCCCAGUUUGCCAUGACGAGAUGUGAUGGUUGUUGCAUUAAGGCAGCAAACUUGAGUGAAUCCCACGCAUUAGCUGGCCUGGUAAAGAAGGUCGCAUACGCGCUUUUGUGCCAAGACGUACCAAGAGUCACGGGCUUUGUCGAGACGGAUCCUAAUCAAGUCAUAUCCCCAGCCAGAUACAUCGCAAACACAGUUGAAAUCAGCGGUGGAGGUAUCGUUAAAAGCUUGGGUCUUCCAAAGAUGACAGAUUACGAAACCACUCUCGUCGAUAUAGCUUUAAAUGAACUGUUGGCCAAACAAAAAAUGGCUGAGGAGUGGUACUGCAAAUAUUGCAGCUCGUCUUGUAGACUAGAUGCCUGCCAGUUUCAAUUCUUUGCACCUAAAUCUUCAAGCAGGCUGGAUGAUUGUGCUUACGCUAAUUUGUAACAAAAUAAACUAUGAUAAAGUUUAUAACCGUUUAUGAAUGCAUAUUCAAUACCAGUGGUCAGUACCUGUCGUGAAAUUUUUGAGUCUUUACAAAAUUCCUAAUAAACUUUUUACUUGUAAUAGAUGUUUGAUUUCGAUACUGCAUAUUACAUUAUACUUGAAGCCCUCGUAAUUAUCAUUUUAUCACAGUUUAGGCUAUUUGAAUUUUUAUAUAUUGUUUUAUCAAAGCAGUUAACCUUUUAGUAACGUAUUAGUAAAUCCCAAUUAGUUAUCUUUUACUAGAAUCUCCUUAAAUUAAAAUUAGCAACCAUAACAGCCAAGUCGGUCUCUCUGCUUGACAUGACAUUUUUUCUAUAAGAGUCAUACCCAUUAUUAGUACGCUGGCAAAAGGAAUUGAGUCUAAGUUUUACAUUCAAGUAUGUUUCUAUAUAUAUACCCACUGUUUAACUGAUAUAUUCUGCCUUAUCCAUUUGUAAAUAAAAUAAGAAGUAUCAAAUGAUAUUCUCACGGAAAAAUAUCACAAGUAACAUGCUGAAACUUUUACUAACAAACUUGUUCAUGAAACCUCAAUCAUUUUUAUUUCUAUUAC
This is a messenger RNA of Galleria mellonella (greater wax moth), 2124 nucleotides long. RefSeq names its product malate dehydrogenase, mitochondrial-like. The transcript is spliced from 7 exons. Gene Ontology annotation, biological process: tricarboxylic acid cycle. Lineage: Eukaryota; Metazoa; Arthropoda; Insecta; Lepidoptera; Pyralidae. The record is from RefSeq and is a predicted model, not a curated record. Gene Ontology annotation, molecular function: L-malate dehydrogenase (NAD+) activity. Bases 63 to 1535 code for a protein of 490 amino acids. Gene Ontology annotation, cellular component: cytoplasm; mitochondrion.